Ilyonectria robusta is the source of this 1347-nucleotide messenger RNA. Its product is annotated as secretory lipase-domain-containing protein. Gene Ontology annotation, molecular function: triacylglycerol lipase activity. NCBI's taxonomy places the organism in Eukaryota, Fungi, Ascomycota, Sordariomycetes, Hypocreales, Nectriaceae. The coding region runs from base 1 to 1347 and encodes 448 amino acids. The record is from RefSeq and is a predicted model, not a curated record. The transcript has a single exon. Gene Ontology annotation, biological process: lipid catabolic process.
AUGGCUUUUCAACGUGCCCUGGCUCUUCUGUGCUUUUGCGUGGCAUUUGCGACUGCUGCCGGUGCUUCUCAAUUCCACAAGCGAGCUGCUCCUUUGGGAAUUCUUCCGCCGAGUCAGGAUCCUUGGUACUCUGCUCCGCCCGGGUAUGAGGACACGGAACCUGGAACUGUAUUGCGUGUGCGACCUGCGCCUGGAAACUUGACCGAGAUCACUGGAAACAGCUCUGCCACGUACAACAUCCUCUUCCGCACCACCGAUAGCCAGUAUAAGCCCACAUGGGCCGUCACCACUCUGCUCGUUCCCGAGCUUGGUCCCAAGAGCCCUGCGGCUCGCCUCUUUCACCAGGCUGCUCUUCUGUCUUACCAGGUGCCGUACGACUCUGCCGAUGUCGAUUCUAGUCCCAGCUACUCUUUGUACACCACCAAUGCGGCUGCUCCGUACGGUGCUGCCUUGGGACUCGGGCUGUUCGUCUCUGUGCCAGACUACGAAGGGCCAUUGGCUUCCUUUACUGCGGGUGUCGUCUCUGGACAUGCAACGCUUGACUCGGUCCGCGCCGUGCUCUCGCUCGGUCUGGGUCUGAACACAUCAUCGCCCCGUGUCGCGCUUUGGGGCUACUCUGGCGGCGCACUGGCUAGCGAAUGGGCCUCUGAGCUCGCAGUUCAAUAUGCACCAGACCUGUCCGAGACCAUCGUCGGUGCAGCACUGGGAGGCUUGACGCCGAAUAUCACCAGCGUCCUGGAGUCCAUCUCGGGCACAAACGCAGCCGGGUUGGCCCCAAGCUCUAUGCUGGGUCUGACGAGCCAGUAUCCCAAGGUGCAAAAGUACCUGAUCUCUCUGCUCAAGACCACAGGGCCUCAUAACAAGACUGGUUUCUUGGCUGCCAAGAAAUUCACUCUGUCCGAGGCUGGUGUCGCUUACGCGGGCGUCAAUAUCGCCGACUACUUCAAAAAAGGCUCUGCUACCUUCCGCGACCCCAAGAUUAUAAAGAUUGUCAACCGCGAUGGAAUUAUGGGCUACCACGGCGUGCCUCAAUGGCCCAUCUUUGCAUACAAGGCGAUUCAUGACGAGAUUAGCAAAGUUGCCGACACGGAUGCUCUCGUUGAAAAGUAUUGCAAUGUUGGUGCCAAUAUUUUGUACCAGAGAAAUACUCUUGGUACCCAUUCUGAGGAGGCCUACUACGGACUUUCAGCUGCUUUGGAGUGGUUGGCGGCAGUUUUAACCGGUACAUAUGCCGAGGCUUACAAGACUGAGGGGUGCACUGUUCAAAAUGUCACGAGGAACGAUACUUCGAGCCCAUUGCUGAAGCGAGACCAGGAUGUGCCAAAUGGUGUAUUUAGCCUGUGGUAA